GACGGACCCAAACGCCGUCACUCCCCUUAACCCCAGCUCCCCAAUCGAGCGAGGCAAAAGCCCUACCUCCGGCUGCGGCGGCGGCCGCUCCCCCCCGCCCCACCCCGCACGAGCGGCGCGGCCUCCUCCGCCCGUCCCCUCGAUCGUGGUCCAGCAAUGGCCCGCCUGCGCCGGCUGCCGAGGGCCGGGGAGAAGCGGAUGGACGCCGCGAUCAGCCACUUCCACACUAUGGGGUACCGCAGCGCCGAUGUCAAACGCGUCGUCAACAAGCUCCUCAAGGAUGUGUACGGGAAGGACGGCUGGCCGUUGCUGGAGGACAGUUGUUACCAUGUAGUGCAAGAAGCGCUCUUUGAGAUGGAGGAGCAGGAGAAGUUGCAGCAGCAGCAGCAGCAGCAGCAGAAGAAGAAGAAGAAGAAUGAGGAUGAGGAUGGUGAUGAUGAGGGGGAGGAAGCUCAUCUGGAGUCGCAGCAGGAGGAGAUGGAAGAGGAGGCUUCGCAGCAAGAAGCAGCAAUGAUGGAUGAACCGUUAGAAUUAGAAGAGUUCCUUCCCAUUGCCAUGAUUGUACCACCAUCUGAGGCUGUGCUGGCAGUUGAGCUGACAGAGGAAGUGCAACCCCUGCUCAUCGAUCCACCUGCUCCCAGAGCUGCGUUGCCAGAUCCGGCAGCCACAGGAACUAGGCACCCAAGGAGCCCCUGCUACGGAUAUAUCUCUGACUCUGAGUGACUCGGUGCAGGUCCCGGCCAACUAGACGGGAUAGAAGGGGCUGAUGCAAGGCGAAAGCAGGAGAACCGGCCUAAUCUGCAGAAUUUAGACACUUUGAAUGGCAGGUGCUGCUCCCAUGGAGCAUGUAAGAGCAGCAUAUAUGGAUGCUUCUGACUGUAACUAGGUAGUAAUGUGCUAGCGUGGCUUGGCCGUCGACGUUUGUUCAUGUAAAUUGUGGCCUGCAUGGAUUCGCCUGGCUGAAUAUGUCUGAAUCAAUGUGGUUUAAUGGUUUAUCUAUGCUUGAAAAAGCUGUUAUAUAUAUAUGCUUCUGCUGGUGUUCUCUAAAA
Hordeum vulgare subsp. vulgare (domesticated barley) is the source of this 1049-nucleotide messenger RNA. RefSeq names its product histone H3.v1-like. The record is from RefSeq and is a predicted model, not a curated record. The transcript has 5 exons. Lineage: Eukaryota; Viridiplantae; Streptophyta; Magnoliopsida; Poales; Poaceae. Bases 157 to 723 code for a protein of 188 amino acids.